AUGGACUUACAGCAUCAAUCAUCCUCGAUGAAUGGGAUGGACGGGAUCUGCAUGGUUUGUGGAGACAAAUCUGCCGGAAAACAUUACGGGGUAGGUCUCUCAUUCACCUUGAGACUUGCGGAAAUAAAGAGACUACAAGAAUCUCUUUCAGAUUCUUGCUUGUUAUGGCUGCAAAGGCUUUUUUCGACGAUCUAUUCGCUCCAAUCAGACAUACACAUGCAGAUUCAUGCAGAAAUGUAGUAUCGACAAAGGUAGCGAUGAUGUUAUACCCUUGUAUUUAUACUUUAAGACCAGAGAAAUGCCUGCCGCUUCUGUAGAUUCCAAAGGUGCCUGCAAGUCGGGAUGGAACCUGAGGCAAUCAGACCUGAUCGAGAUGUCAUUGGGAAACAAAAAAAUCCACGAAAAAGGAAAAUCAAGAAAGAAGACGAUGACCAGCCGGUAGAUGAGGGAUCCCAGCAAGAAGAUUCCCUUCUCAGCUAUCUCAUUGAGGUCGAGAUGAAGAAAACUCAAGCCCCUAAGUUUGUGGAACACCCUCUUCAUUAUCAAAGGUCUGAAUCCAUUGGGAUUUUGAAAGUAAAACAAGAAAUGGAGGCAUCUUUAUAUGAAUUAUUCGAGGAUCGAAAUCUCUUAAAUCUCUACAGAAAUCCGAUGAAUAAUCAAGAUGCUCCCAGAACAGCCAGUGUGGAACAACUCUCUCUGGCCAUGAGAGCUUAUGCAGUCUCGGCCAUCGAUUGGGUCAACGCUCUUUUCUCUUUGGCCAAUGUUAAUGACACGGCCGAGAAGGUGAGUAAAUACAGUACCCAUUAUUAGUAGCAUCCUAAUAAUUAGCUACACGUGCAAUAAUAACAACAUAUUUACAGUGUGCUCUGCUGAAGAAUUCGUUUGCGGCAUUUGCUGCUUUUCAGAAGGCCACCAAUACAGCAAAUGUUUGCCCUGCAGAAAACGAUUCACUGUGCCUUUGUAAUGGUGCGUUGAUUCCCAGAAAUCUUCCAAGACAUUUAAUCGACACAAAGUAAGUGUCCAGGACAAUCACUGUUAUAUUUUUAGUCUUCUUGCAAAUAACAUGGUUGGCCGAAUAUUGGACGAAUUGGUCCGUCCCAUCAGAAAACUACAUCUUCUGGAAGCAGAGAGGGUUGCGUUAUCUGCUUUGAUCUUACUUGAUGGAGGUAUGUAGACCUUAAUCUUCCCUCAGAAACUCAGUUUACAAUUCCAUUAUUUUAUGCCCCAUCUUGUUUUCAGACAGCUGCGGUUGCUCCUUACAGACCUCUGAAGCUUUAAAUUUGGUCAAAGACAAGGUCCAGAACGCUUUGUUCCAAUUCAUCAGAGAACGCAGCGAACAUUCUCUGAGCAACGCUUCUUCUCGCUUUGCCAACAUAUUGUUGUUACUCCCGUCCAUCGCUAAGCUCUCAGCCAUUUACAACGAGAAUUUCCAAUUGGCCAAGAUGUUUGGUUGUCGUUCUCUGGAUCCAUUGUUGGCCGAGAUCCUGCUGGAUGGCGGAGGAGACAUGGUGCAGUCGGGAGAGUUGUCUCCCUCCUCCAAGACCCGUUCUGACGCUGCCACGCAGACGAAAGACACCAACGAACUUAAUAUAUCGACAUGUCUCAGUCACACCUCCACUGAAUCCACCUUGAGUUCAGUGAGUUCAGCCUCGGCCGAAGAUUCCGCCUUGGAGAAUAUAAUCGCUCUGAGACUGGAGAUGGAACAACGAGCAGCUCAAGCCAAGGCUGAAGCCGAGGCCAACAACCAAAUGAAAUCAAAUGGACAGUUAUCGCAGAUAAAUGUGGACGUAACCAACCGCAAUGAGUAUAACAACUACUUCUUCGGCUACGAUUACCAUCAGAAUGGCUUCGGGACUGUUGUCGACACGGUCAGAAAUGGCUUCGGCUACCAGAUGGAAGGCCAAACUCAUCCCCAAACACCUCAGAAGACGGACAUGGCGUUCAAGUUCUUGUGA
Molecule: messenger RNA, 1955 nt
Organism: Bursaphelenchus xylophilus (pine wood nematode)
Lineage: Eukaryota; Metazoa; Nematoda; Chromadorea; Rhabditida; Aphelenchoididae
Source: the annotation of a GenBank genome assembly